UAUGUCUGUGUGUCUGAGGGAGAGAGAGCGAGAGUGAGUGAGUGUGAGUGCGGGGUUGGGUGGUGGCCGUUACGUUCGGGGCAACGGCUACGGCAGUGGAGAAGUAAGAAGAGAAACAACGUCCGGCGCUUCCGCCUUCGCUUAGGAGGAGGAGGAGCUGGUAGGGAAAGGAAAGUGAUUCGCCCAGGGCCUGGACAAGACCGAGUCGGGUCGGUGGGGGUGGGCUAUGAGCGUUUGAGGGUCGCUUGGGACGCGGAGCGAGACACGAGAGCCGGUAGCUAUGUCUCAGCCGCCGCCGCCGCCGCCGCCUCCGCUGCCGCCGCCACCUCCUCCCCCUGAGGCUCCGCAGACGCCGUCGUCCCUGGUGUCGGCGUCGGCGGCUGCUUCGGGGGGGCUUUUGAAGCGGAGAGACCGGAGAAUCCUUUCCGGGAGCUGCCCGGAUCCGAAGUGCCAGGCGCGUCUGUUCUUCCCGGCCUCCGGUUCUGUCAGCAUCGAGUGUACCGAGUGCGGCCAGCGGCACGAGCAGCAGCAGCUGCUGGGGGUUGAGGAGGUGACCGACCCGGACGUAGUGCUACACAACCUGCUGCGGAACGCGCUGCUCGGGGUGACGGGGGCACCCAAGAAGAACACGGAACUGGUUAAGGUGAUGGGCCUUUCCAACUAUCACUGCAAAUUGUUGUCGCCCAUAUUAGCUCGCUAUGGAAUGGACAAACAGACAGGCCGGGCCAAGCUUCUCCGGGACAUGAACCAGGGCGAACUGUUCGAUUGCGCUUUACUGGGUGACCGCGCCUUCCUCAUAGAACCAGAACAUGUUAACACAGUGGGUUACGGGAAGGACCGCUCCGGAAGCCUCCUGUAUCUGCAUGACACUCUGGAAGACAUUAAGCGGGCCAAUAAAAGUCAGGAAUGUCUCAUUCCAGUGCAUGUGGACGGGGAUGGACACUGCCUGGUGCAUGCUGUGUCUCGGGCUCUAGUAGGCCGAGAGCUCUUCUGGCAUGCCUUGAGAGAGAAUCUUAAACAGCACUUUCAGCAGCACCUCGCCCGAUAUCAAGCUCUGUUCCAUGACUUCAUUGAUGCUGCUGAGUGGGAGGACAUUAUCAAUGAGUGUGACCCUCUGUUUGUACCACCUGAGGGUGUUCCCUUGGGCCUGAGGAAUAUCCACAUAUUUGGUCUUGCCAAUGUGCUACAUCGUCCUAUUAUUCUGUUAGAUUCCCUCAGUGGCAUGAGAAGCUCUGGUGAUUAUUCAGCCACCUUUCUACCUGGGCUCAUCCCUGCAGAGAAGUGCACUGGUAAAGAUGGUCAUUUGAACAAACCAAUCUGUAUUGCAUGGAGUAGCUCCGGUAGAAACCAUUAUAUCCCUUUGGUAGGCAUAAAAGGGGCUGCUUUGCCCAAACUGCCUAUGAAUUUGCUUCCUAAAGCAUGGGGUGUACCUCAGGACCUUAUUAAAAAGUAUAUCAAACUUGAAGAGGAUGGUGGUUGUGUUAUUGGAGGUGACAGAAGUUUGCAAGAUAAAUACUUACUUAGACUUGUUGCUGCUAUGGAAGAAGUCUUUAUGGACAAACAUGGUAUCCAUCCUAGUUUGGUUGCUGAUGUCCAUCAGUAUUUCUACAGAAGGACUGGAGUGAUAGGAGUACAGCCUGAAGAAGUCACAGCAGCUGCUAAAAAGGCAGUAAUGGAUAAUCGCCUUCACAAAUGUUUGCUCUGUGGUGCCCUUUCUGAACUUCAUGUUCCUCCAGAGUGGUUGGCUCCUGGAGGGAAAUUGUAUAACCUGGCAAAAAGUACUCAUGGACAGCUGAGGACUGAUAAAAAUUAUAGCUUUCCCUUGAACAAUUUGGUUUGCUCAUAUGAUUCAGUGAAAGAUGUUCUGGUACCAGACUAUGGACUGAGUAACCUAACAGCUUGUAAUUGGUGCCAUGGCACAUCUGUGCGAAGGGUCAGAGGAGAUGGGUCUAUUGUGUAUUUGGAUGGAGACAGAACUAAUUCUAGGUCCACUGGUGGCAAAUGUGGUUGUGGAUUCAAACACUUUUGGGAUGGUAAGGAGUAUGACAAUCUACCAGAAGCUUUCCCUAUUACUUUAGAAUGGGGUGGAAGAGUGGUCAGAGAAACAGUGUAUUGGUUCCAGUAUGAAAGUGAUUCAUCUUUGAAUAGUAACGUUUACGAUGUUGCAAUGAAACUUGUUACCAAGCACUUUCCAGGUGAAUUUGGGAGUGAAAUCUUAGUUCAGAAAGUUGUCCACACUAUAUUGCAUCAAACUGCCAAAAAGAAUCCUGAUGAUUAUACUCCUGUAAAUAUAGAUGGUGCUCAUGCCCAAAGAGUUGGAGAUGUACAAGGACAAGAAUCAGAGUCUCAGCUCCCAACUAAAAUUAUUCUUACUGGACAGAAAACAAAAACUUUGCACAAGGAGGAGUUAAACAUGAGUAAAACUGAAAGAACUAUUCAACAGAAUAUCACGGAACAGGCUUCUGUAAUGCAGAAACGGAAAACAGAGAAGUUAAAACAGGAACAAAAAGGGCAAUCCAGGACUGUUUCUCCCAGUACCAUUCGUGAUGGCCCAUCCUCUGCACCUGCUACACCUACCAAGGCUCCCUAUUCACCCACAACUUCUAAGGAGAAGAAGAUCCGAAUCACAACUAAUGAUGGACGGCAGUCCAUGGUUACCCUUAAGUCUUCAACAACCUUUUUUGAGCUUCAGGAAAGUAUAGCCAGAGAAUUCAACAUUCCUCCAUAUUUACAGUGUAUUCGAUAUGGCUUUCCUCCUAAAGAGUUAAUGCCACCACAGGCAGGAAUGGAAAAGGAACCAGUUCCUUUACAGCACGGCGACAGAAUUACAAUAGAAAUUCUAAAGAGUAAAGCUGAAGGUGGUCAGUCUGCUGUAGCACACUCAGCCCACACUGUGAAACAAGAAGAUAUUGCUGUUACUGGUAAGCUGUCAUCUAAGGAACUUCAGGAGCAAGCUGACAAAGAAAUGUACUCCUUGUGUCUUUUAGCAACAUUAAUGGGAGAAGAUGUAUGGUCUUAUGCAAAGGGACUUCCUCACAUGUUUCAGCAGGGUGGUGUAUUCUACAGUAUUAUGAAGAAAACCAUGGGUAUGGCUGAUGGCAAGCAUUGUACUUUUCCACAUCUGCCUGGCAAAACCUUUGUCUAUAAUGCUUCUGAAGAUAGACUGGAAUUGUGUGUGGAUGCUGCAGGACAUUUCCCCAUUGGUCCUGAUGUUGAAGAUUUAGUUAAAGAGGCUGUAAGUCAGGUUCGAGCAGAGGCUACUACAAGAAGUAGGGAAUCAAGUCCUUCACAUGGGGUCUUAAAACUAGGUAGUGGUGGAGUAGUAAAAAAGAAAUCUGAGCAACUUCAUAAUGUAACUGCCUUUCAGGGAAAAGGGCAUUCUUUAGGAACUGCAUCUGGUAAUCCACACCUUGAUCCGAGAGCUAGGGAAACUUCAGUUGUAAGAAAGCAUAAUACAGGGACAGACUUUAGUAGUAGUUCCUCUAAAACAGAGCCUUCUGUAUUCUCAGCUUCUUCUAGUAAUAGUGAGCUUAUUCGAAUAGCUCCUGGAGUAGUAACAAUGAGAGACGGCAGGCAGCUUGAUCCUGAUUUGGUUGAGGCCCAGCGAAAAAAAUUGCAGGAAAUGGUUUCUUCUAUUCAGGCUUCAAUGGACAGACACUUGCGGGAUCAGAGUACAGAGCAGUCACCAUCUGAUGCUCCUCAAAGGAAAAUAGAAGUUGUGAGUUCUUCUGCAAAGUCUGGGACUGGCUUGCCUGAAUCUUUUCCUUUAACCGGUGGUACUGAAAAUUUGAAUAUAGAAACAACUGAUGGCUGUGUAGCAGAUGCACUGGGAGCAGCAUUUGCCACAAGGUCAAAAGCACAAAAGGGAAAUUCCAUGGAGGAGCUUGAAGAGAUGGAUAGUCAAGAUGCUGAGAUGACUAACACAACUGAGCCAAUGGAUCACUCUUGAUUUAAUUAGAGGCUAAUAAAGGCAGAAUGUUUAUUGUGAA
Saimiri boliviensis boliviensis (Bolivian squirrel monkey) is the source of this 3989-nucleotide messenger RNA. It is a transcript of the gene VCPIP1, whose product is annotated as valosin containing protein interacting protein 1. Gene Ontology annotation, biological process: protein K11-linked deubiquitination; protein K48-linked deubiquitination; Golgi reassembly. Gene Ontology annotation, molecular function: cysteine-type deubiquitinase activity. The record is from RefSeq and is a predicted model, not a curated record. NCBI's taxonomy places the organism in Eukaryota, Metazoa, Chordata, Mammalia, Primates, Cebidae.